Messenger RNA from Erythranthe guttata (spotted monkey flower), 1040 nucleotides. RefSeq lists its product as uncharacterized. NCBI's taxonomy places the organism in Eukaryota, Viridiplantae, Streptophyta, Magnoliopsida, Lamiales, Phrymaceae. The record is from RefSeq and is a predicted model, not a curated record.
AUUGAACUGAAUUUUUAACUCUUGGUUUGUUUUUAAAUAAUACUAAUUUCGAUAUGAUGCGUUCGAUUCUCACCCAUAAAGCCAAAGAAUCGUAAUAAAGGCUUGUAAUUUGUGAACAUGACCUCGUACUAUUCUCUCCAUAUUGUUCGACAAAUUACAUAUAAAAUAAAAGAGGAUAUACUAUAGAAGAAUAUGUAAGUUUAAAGCAAAAGCAAGAAAUUAAAGUGUGAAAUAUGACAUGUAUAAAUUUGCAGAAGAAUAUUCCGUGAGUGCACAAUAUAUAUAGAGAUACAAGAAACUAGUGUUUUGGACAUAUAUAUAACAACUAUAAUAUAGAUAUAGGUACAAAAAUGAUGAGUCUUACAAGUAUGGGGAGCAACGGGCGACCAUCGACCGAUGAUAAGGAAGAACACGAAGCUUCAAAAACGGCGAUUGCAACAUAUCAAGAGAGAGAAGAAGAAAUCGAGAGGAGAAAAAUGGAAGUGAAGGAGAGGGUUGAGUCUCAGCUCACCCGUGCCGAGGAAGAGACCAGACGCCUGGCUCAAGUGUGGGAGGAAUUGGAAGUAUUGACUGAUCCAAUGAGGAAGGAAGUUGCCACUGUGCGCAAAAGAAUAGACUUGGCCAACCGAGACCUCAAAUCAAUUGGACAGAUCUGCCAAAAGAAAGAGAAAGAAUAUAAAGAAGCGAUGGAAGCUUUCCAAGAGAAAAACAAUGAAAAGUCUCAAUUGACCACUGCCCUUAUUGAGCUGGUGAAUCAAAGUGAGAAAUUCAGAAUGAGGAAGCUUGAAGAACUCAGCAAGAUUGUAAACUCAAACACAUGAAAUGCACUAUAAUUGGCCUGUUGAUCACAUUCUCUGCAUUAUCUGAUCUCCAUUAAUUAUUAUUCUACUCUUUAUAUAUUCCAAUUUAAUUUUUAAUUUUCGUUUUAUGCAUGUUAAUAACAUAAAAAACAUGUUUUCCUAGCUAUUUAUGCAAGCUAUGGAGUCAAUUUUUCAUUUAAGGGAAAUUGGAGAUACCCCUCAAAACAAGUUUCAUUCGAA